AUGGACGACGGAAACGAUGAGCUGUUGGACUUUUUCGAUUUUUCCAAACCCUUCAAACGUAACAUGAUAUCUGGCAUAAUCUCCAAUCGGCCAGGAAUUCCGUUAAAUGUUCAAUCGAUACCGGAACGGGAACUACAUGGCACCGAGUACGCGAAAGAGAUCGUGAAGGUUGAAGAGUCCAGAAUAAUGGCGGAUUGGGCACGCGAACCUAUUCCCAAAACGACAGCCUCACGUAUGGAUGACGUAGAUGAUAUAUCGUCGAUGGCCGAGGUCGAUGAUAACGAGCACUUGAACCACGUACGGGCGAAGGAGCUAAUGGAGCCCAUCUUCAAUAGAUACAACCUCAUGGUGAACCACAACAAACUAACGAUUCAUCACUCAAAGGACCAAAUUUUGAAAGCGAUCCGUGAGAACCCGGUUGUGGUGAUUCAGGGUGCGACAGGAUGCGGUAAAACGACCCAGGUACCGCAGUACCUGCUCGAGGACGCAUACAAUCGGAAGGAAUGGUGCAAUAUCAUUGUCACACAACCGCGUAAAAUUGCCGCCACUUCGAUCGCGCGCCGUGUCGCGGAAGAGCGUUCCUGUGAGCUUGGUUCGCUAGUAGGAUUUAAGGUUGGUCUGAAGGAAAAACUCAGCGGAGAUACGCGCCUACUGUACGUGACGACGGGCGUUCUGCUGAAUAGUUUAAUUUCGUCGAAAUCUCUCAGCCAGUAUACGCACAUCAUUCUGGACGAAGUGCACGAGCGUGAGGCGGACAUGGACUUUCUGCUCAUCAUCGUACGCCGCCUUCUGGCACAGUCACGCCACACAAAGGUCAUCCUGAUGUCAGCCACAAUAGAGUCGGCCGAGUUUGCCCAGUACUUCAAGAUACCGGGGCCGAACAGUCUGUUUGCGCCCCAGCUGGCUGUCACCAACGCUCCGCAGCACGAUGUGACGGUGUUCUAUCUGGAAAACCUGGAAAGGCUAAAGAUCGACUUUGACAUCAAAUACGAACAGCCAGAGGUACAUGACAAGAUGUACUUCGUUGCGGCUAAAGUGGCGAUCGUGUGCGAUCGCUAUAUAGACGAAUGCGAAACGGAGUCAAACAUAGAUUACAAACCUUCGAUCAUUAUGUUCCUACCGGGGAUCAACGAAAUCGAAAGGAUGGCGGACGUGUUGCGUAAUUUCGUAGGUGACAGCAAUCCGAACUUUCUGCAGACAAAGUUUACGGUGCUGAAGCUACAUUCGUCGCUUCCUUCGGAAGAGCAGGCACUGGUAUUUCGCAAACCACCACCGGGAUAUCGGAAAGUUAUCCUGUCCACGAACAUUGCUGAAAGUUCGAUCACUAUACCGGACGUGAAAUUCGUGAUCGACUUCUGUCUGCAUCGUUUGCUGGUGGCCGACACAUUGAACAACUUUACUACACUGCGUACACAGUGGGCCUCGCGAAACAACUGCAUACAGCGGGCUGGCCGUGCGGGUCGCGUGAUGAACGGUCGCGUCUACCGCCUGGUGAAUAAAUACUUUUACGAGAAUGGAAUGGCCCAAUCGCCCGAACCGGAAAUGGUGCGCUGUCCACUUGGCUCCGUUGUGCUGAAAACCAAGAUACUGGACAUGGGACCACCGCACACAAUACUCGCCCUAGCCAUGUCACCGCCGAACCUAUCCGACGUAUCGAACACGGUGCUGCAGUUGAAGGAGGUCGGUGCAUUGCUGCGCACCGCCAAGGGCGUGUACGACGUGCAGGACGGUGAUAUAACAUAUCUAGGACAGUUAAUGUCCCAGUUACCGCUGGACAUACAUCUGGCGAAGCUUGUCGUACUGGGCUACGUAUUUUCGGUCCUCGAGGAAUCCAUCAUCAUUGCGGCUGGCAUGAACGUGCAGAACAUGUUUUGUUCGAUGCGGACGGUCGAAGCGCUGCGCAUUAAGCGCUACUUUGCAAACGGCUCCGCCUCGGACGGUAUUGCGAUCCUAAACGCGUAUAAUUGGUGGCGAUCGGUGAAGGAACAGGGCACGGGUGGCGAUACGGUCGGCUGGUGUCAGCGGUACAUGCUAGAUCUGAAAUCGCUCACCGAGAUGGCAGAGUUGGUGCAGGAAAUAACGUUUCGGCUGAAGAACUCGAACAUACGUGUUGUGGCCGGUGCGCGUAAUGCGCGCUGGAACGAUCGCGAACGAACGGUCGUGACGAAGGUGGUGAUGGCUGGUGCGUUCUAUCCCAACUACUUUUUGCCGGUGUCGUCGAACGAGAGCGAGCUGGGCGAUCGGUCGGUGUACACGGAGAUUGGUGGCCGAAAUCCGUUCCGGACGGUGUUCUUCUGUGGGUUUGACCAUGCGAACUAUAUCGGACCGCUGUACCGAAACGACAUCCGUGCGUUGCUGACCGAGCGGAAACACGAUCCGGAGCGAGAAUCGCUCAUAAAGAUUGAUUUCGAGCGGAGCACCAAUAAAAUAUUCGUGCAGUAUGAGUACCCACCCGAUGUUCAGCCCGGCCAGAGCUUGUACGACGAGCGCAACCUGAUGGACCGUAUCCAUCCGGGCGUGUACGAAGCGAUCAAGCUGCGCCAGGUGCGCCGCAGCCAGUCGGAGCUAUUGGUGAUGCACCACAGUGAUGCUGUUCGUUUUGCGACGCAGAACAAUCUCGGCGCUUGGAAGAACAACCAAUGGCACCCGCGCAACAUCGAGAUCCCGAACAUGGAACUGUCGGUCGAGCCGCCUAUCUACUGCAGGCAGCUAAUUGCCACCGUUACGCACGUGCAUCAUCCAAACAAAUUUUACCUCCGUCCGAAUGACAACCAUCACGUAUACGCCGAUAUCGAACACAAGCUGAGCCAAAGCGUUCCAAUUUUGCGCCCUUUCCCGCCCGAACAUGUGUUUAAACCGCGCGACAUAGUGGCUGCUCCGUUGCCGCAUCUAGCCCUGAGAACGAUUGGACGCGCAAAGUUGCUGAGAGAGCGCAUCAUUCGUGGAGUCGUGAAUUGGGCGGUAUUCUUCAUGGAUUUUGGCUGCACGGCCAUCAUCUCGGUAGCGAACUUUCGCCAACUGCAAGGCACAACGUUGGACACGAUCACGAAAAUUCCCGACCGUGUGUUCGAGGCGUCGUUGGCGGAGGUACAACCAUCGGCGAUGCGAUCGCCCAAAGAUGUUUGGACGGAGGACACGAUUGCACACUUCCGGCAGCUCGUGCUGGGCAAGCGGUUGCAUGUGGAGGUGUACUCCGUCGUGAACCGGGUGUCGAUGGUUGUGUUGCGCCGUGCACCAAAUGAAUCCACCGAGCAGACCAUUAACAAGGAGCUGAUCGCGUCCCAUCACGCGCAAGAGUCGGAAGAAUCGUACGUCUCGAAGAUGGACCAUGAGAAGCGGCUGCGUGUGCAGAGCGACAUGGCGAUGGAUCCGAUGUACGCGGCGCAGAUACGGAACGAUCACUCCGAGCAGCAGUGCUAUCUGGAGGACGAUGAUCCAGCAGUUUUGAAGUUGCCACGGGACAUGCUGAAGGUGCGACUAAUGCUACGUGGUCCUUACAGCCCGCUGGAGAUCAAGUGCAGUUCGACGGUGUUUUCCGGGUACCGGAAGCGUGUCAACAUCGAGAACGGCUCACUGAACUCGGUGCUGCUUGACACGCACCCGCAGAACCCGCACAGCAAGCUGAUGGUGGCGGGCUGUGUUAACGAAUCAUCCGGCAAUACGUUGAUAGCGCGGUUAACCACUAUGAUGCCGAACAUUCCCGGUCUUCCGGUGCUGAUGGCGCUCAUCUUUGCGCCCACCUGUCUGCUGAAGAAGGAUGCGGAUGAAACGCGUGUGGUUGGUGUGCUGGCUGGGUUGGGAGUGGAUCCACGUACGGGCGCAUCCCUUUAUCCGGAACAUGAUAUGUCACUGGCGGUGGACAUUAGACUCGACGAGGAGGAUUUGGGAGAUAUCAAUGCAUUGCGUUAUACGAUGGAUUCCAUCCUGCACAGUGGACACAACGAACAAACGCAACUGUUUGGCGAGUACAGCAUCGAGUCGCUGAUGGGCAAAGUGAAAGAAUACAUAAUCAAAAUCCUCCAACGCGAACGAACUGUCCAGGAUAAUCGCAGUAUGGCACAUGAUUUUAGUUGGAACACGGGUGCCAAUGCGGCUAGUUCAAGCCGAAAGAAAUCUCAGAAUGCGUCGAUCGAUAUCUACACCAAGGCUAUUUUUCCACUGUACGACAAGCUGAACCUUCGUCCUUUGCCGGCCAGUCGAAUGGAGUACCUGCGAAAGCAUUGCGCGGAGUUGCAUUUGAUAACAGAAUCGCGAGUGUCGUUACCGAAAGGUGGCAUAUUGUGUCAGCUUUGCAAUGUGAACCUAGAAUCAGAGCACGCCUUACGGAUUCACUUCUGCUCCAAGUUGCAUCGUGAGCUGGAAAACCAGAUCCACUUCCGACGUUGA
Molecule: messenger RNA, 4386 nt
Organism: Anopheles marshallii
Lineage: Eukaryota; Metazoa; Arthropoda; Insecta; Diptera; Culicidae
Gene: spn-E
Product: probable ATP-dependent RNA helicase spindle-E
Exons: 6
Coding region: 1-4386 (1461 amino acids)
Cellular component (GO): intracellular anatomical structure
Molecular function (GO): ATP binding; RNA binding
Source: RefSeq, a predicted model, not a curated record